ACUGUUGUAAAGUUUAUUUACUUCCGGUGAACAGUUUCGUUGUUUCUUCAUGCUACAGUGGUUCAAGGUGAUUGUGCUGAUUUGAUAUUAUUAUUCCUAGCCAGGCGAGAUGGAGUCCAGUGAGGAGGGGGGCCUCAGUGUCGGGGGAGAAGAGAACUACUUCCAGGGGUACACCUUCACCGACCGCUCCCACUCCAGCCGGGUGGUGAAAAGCAUCAUGGACCUGUGCCUGGAAGACGGCCUGUUUGCCGACGUCACCAUCACGGUGGACGGCAAAGAAUUCCACCUGCACCGACUCGUGCUGUCGGCGCAGAGCAGUUUUUUCCGCUCCAUGUUCACCUCCAACCUCAAAGAGUCCCACAACCGCUGUAUCGAACUGAAGGAUGUAAGCGCUGCUGUUUUCCAGCUGCUGGUUGACUACAUCUACCACGGGACCAUUAAACUGAGGGUGGAGGAGUUGCAGGACACCUACGAGAUGGCAGAUAUGUACCAGUUAACGGCUCUUUUUGAGGAAUGUUCUCGCUUUCUCUCGCGGACUGUGGAGGUCAAGAAUUGUCUACAGGUGAUGUGGCUUGCAGACAGGCACAGUGACCAGGAGUUGUACACAUCUGCCAAACAUUGUGCGAAAAUCCACUUAGCCCAACUUCAUCUGACUGAGGAGUUCCUCAAUCUGCCGCUGUGUCUACUCUUAGACAUUAUCAAAGAUGGAGUUCCAAGUUCACAGAAUCCAACUCUGGCCAUUGAGUCAUGGAUAAAUCACAACAAAGUGGAAAGAGAAGAGUUUGCUUGUAUUCUCCAAGAAAAUCUGAAGGAAAUCGGUGAGAACGUUCACAUUUAUCUGAUCGGCAAAGAGGACACAAGGACUCACUCCCUGGCCGUGUCUCUUCACUGCGACGAGGACGACGCUAUCAGCGUCAGCGGCCAGAACAGCCUCUGCCACCAGAUCACCGCCGCUUGUAAGCACGGAGGUGACCUCUACGUGGUGGGCGGCUCAAUCCCACGACGCAUGUGGAAGUGCAACAUGCACACCAUGGAUUGGGAGCGCUGCGCGCCGCUGCCUAGGGACCGCCUCCACCACACCAUGGUGUCAGUUUCCAGCAAGGACGCCAUCUACUCUCUCGGCGGGAAGACGCUGCAGGACACGCUGUCCAACGCCGUCAUCUUCUACACAGUGAAGGACAACAUGUGGACGGAGACCAGCCAGCUGGACACGGCGGUUUCAGGAGCCGCCGGCGUCAACUUGGGAGGUACAAUCUAUUUGCUCGGCGGCGAGGAGAACGACAUGGACUUUUUCACCAAGCCGUCGCGCCUCAUUCAGUGUUUUGACACAGCAUCCCAGAACUGUCACAUUAAGCCGUACAUGCUGCCGUUUGCCGGGUGCAUGCACGCCGCCGUCCAUAUGGACGUCAUCUUCAUCGUAGCGGAAGGAGACUCGCUAGUUUGUUACAAUCCCUUGCUGGAGAGCUUCACUCGCUUGCGUUUCCCUGAAGCGUGGAGCUGCGUGCCGUCGCUGUGGAAAGUGGCCAGCUGUAACGGCUGCAUCUAUGUUUUUCGGGACAAGUGUAAGAAAGGCGACGCGAACACCUUGAAGUUCAACCCGGCGACGUCUGUCGUCUCCGUUAUCGGAGGGCUAAAAAUCCUCCUGACAAACUGGCAAUUUGUUUUGGCCUAACGUUUCCUCUUCCUUGCUCUGAAUGUACAUAUAUAAACAGACACAACUGUUGAGACACGCCUCUUCAAUCAUUUCAUCAAUCAAAUGCUGUUAUGGGUUUGGACAUUUUGGACAAUUGAAACUUUGUAACUUUGCGGCAAGUUUGGUGGAAAGCCCUUUUUCCCCAGCAUGCACCAGUUCACAAACAGGGUCCAUAAAGGCAAGCUUGGAAAAAGAUUAGUGGUGGUGAGCCAGGCCUUCUCGUACCAUUCAUUACUGUCGUACACAUUUUUGUCUUGACCAAUUAAUUGAACCCAUUACAGUGAACACGACUUCACUUUGGGUGAGCCAUAUAAUUUUUUUUUUUUUCCUGUUCGGAGGCACCUGAAACCUAGCACAGAUGACUUUUGGACUUUUUAUAUGCUCUUAUCCCGCCUUAGACAGCCUCUAGUGUUUUUACUCAACCAGUUUCACUGUUUAUAUAACCAAUCCAGCUAUUUGUAUGAGCGCUUGUCUCAUUGUGGUUGUGUUUGAUGAGGAGUCAUACAAUAUGUCGCUAUGGUGUAGCCAGUGAUGCGCAACGCGUAUGUUUAUUCACACACACGCAUGUACUUAACAUCUGUAUAAACCUUUGACAACUGUACAGUUGAUUGGAAAGAAAUGUUUCAGAGACUCCUUAAGUGUCAAAUAUUAAUAUGCAUAUAUAUAUAACAGGUGUUGUUGUUUUUUUUUUUUUUUUAACUUUUCAUAUGUGUUUGUCAUACAAAAGUAUUUUUUUUAAUGUACUGUGUUUCUGGUCAAAUAUAUCGCUGUAGCGACUUAAUGACGCUUUUUAAAUUCAACUUUUCUUGCCUUGGA
Molecule: messenger RNA, 2509 nt
Organism: Hippocampus comes (tiger tail seahorse)
Lineage: Eukaryota; Metazoa; Chordata; Actinopteri; Syngnathiformes; Syngnathidae
Gene: kbtbd4
Product: kelch repeat and BTB (POZ) domain containing 4
Exons: 5
Coding region: 110-1672 (520 amino acids)
Molecular function (GO): protein binding
Source: RefSeq, a predicted model, not a curated record